AUGGACGUCUUCGCGAAGGUGCGCGCGUUCGAACUCGGCGACGCUGACGCCGCCGCGCCGGGCAAAGUCCUUAAGGAUCGACGUUCACCACGCGAACGCGGUCGUAUGGGGACCAGCGUCGCGUCGCCGCCUCGAUUCGUCGACGUCGCCGCCGGUCGGUACCACACCGCCGCGGCGACGGACGACGGGCGGGCGUUCACUUUCGGGCUCAACGACCGCGGGCAGCUCGGCCGCGAGGGCGUCGUCGGCGUCGCGACGCCCGGCGCGGGGUGCGUCGAGGACAGCGGCGGCAGCGCGGGCGCGUGCGAGGACGCGGGGGGCGCGGACGCGAUACCCGGAGAUCGCUGUCGCGGCGGCGGCGCGUGCCGCUCCGGCGUCGCCGGCGUCGUCGCCGGCGGCGCGCUGUCCGGAUCCGGCCCUGACGUCCACGUCGUGAAGGUGGCCGCGGGGCGGUACUCCACCGCGGUCGUCACCGAGAGCGGCGGCGUCGUCGUGUGGGGGCUGAACGCGUGCGGCGGCGGCGGCGGCGACGGCGCCGCCGCCGCCGCGCCGACGCCCGCGGCGCUCCUCGCGGAUCCAAAGUCGGCGUCGACCCCGCGCGCGCUCGGCCGAAACCUCUUCGGUCAGGACGCGGAGGACGGAGACAAAGCGGUCGACGUCGCCGUGGGGUAUCUCCACGUCGUGAUCGCGACCGCGUCCGGGAAGGUGUACACCUGCGCGACCGGGUUCGACGGGUACGCGGGCGUGCGAGAGGGGUUCGAGUUGAACGACGACGACGCGAGCUCGCGCGGCGUCUCUCGAAAGAGUUCGGCGGCGGCGGUCCCAUCGUCGUCCGCGGGCGGGUGGGUCUUCGCCGAGCUCGGUCGCCCCGCGCGCGACGCGUCCGAAGCGCUGAGACCUGCGCGCGUCCUCGGCGCGCUGACGCGCGCGAAGGUCGUCUCCGUCGCCGCCGGACGGUGCCACGCGGCGGCGGCGACGGAGGACGGCGACGCGUUUUUUUUCGGCUGCGGCGGCGACCGCGGCGUCGGCGGAACGCGCGGAUCUUCGACCGACGCGGACGCGGCGGCGGGCGCGCCGAGACGACUUACGCACCCCGCGUCGCUGCCGACGAGCUCGACGAAGAUCGCGAGCGUCGCCGCGGGGGAGUACUUCACGCUCGCCGCCACCGCGGACGGCGCGGUGCUGGGCUGGGGCGACGACGCGAGCGGGCAGCUCGGAGGGUUCGGCGGCGUCGGCGGGCGCGACGCGACGGCGCCGACGCUGGUGGAGAUGGCGCGCCGCCGCGGGGGCGAUGGAGGAGGGCCCGACGUCAGGACGAGGCGCGUCGUCGCGGGGUACCAGCACGCGGUCGCGAUAGCGGAGGAGGCGGAGAGAACGUAGACUACUGUAUGACUAGCGUGAAAUGCAAGCACGCGCACGUCGACG
Micromonas pusilla CCMP1545 is the source of this 1425-nucleotide messenger RNA. RefSeq lists its product as uncharacterized. The transcript has a single exon. Bases 1 to 1380 code for a protein of 459 amino acids. Lineage: Eukaryota; Viridiplantae; Chlorophyta; Mamiellophyceae; Mamiellales; Mamiellaceae. The record is from RefSeq and is a predicted model, not a curated record.